AUGGUGGCAUGUGCCGAAAGAUUAGGUGUGCCCCGUGGCUCUGGGAUGCUCAGGCAAGCGCUGCAGGCUGUCGCGUUUCGCAGCGAGGAGAAGAUCGUCGCCAGAUUGAAGUACUUGAAGAAUACGUUCGGGUGGUCUGAUGCUGAAGCAAGCAUUGUUGUGCGCAGGUAUCCGGCGGUGCUGGGGAAGUCAAAGGAAUCUUUGAAGUGCAGGUCUGAGUUCCUGCUCUCUGAGGUGGGGCUGGAACCCAUGUCCAUUGCUCAUCAACCUGUAAUUCUCAGUCUUAGCCUGGAGGGCCGGCUGAGACCCCGGUACUAUGUUAUAAAGUUUCUCAAGGAAAAUGGACUGCUAGAUGGUGACCCGAGCUUCUUUACUGCGGUCAAGAUGACUGAGAAGGUAUUUAUGGAGAAACUCAUAUCCCCUCACAAGGAAGCUGCACCACACCUCGCUCAAGACUAUGCAACAGCUUGCAAAGGGGAAGUGCCAACUAAUUUCAUAUUUAGAUGGACCAGGAACAGGCUAUGA
Messenger RNA from Triticum turgidum subsp. durum (durum wheat), 525 nucleotides. Lineage: Eukaryota; Viridiplantae; Streptophyta; Magnoliopsida; Poales; Poaceae. The record is from the annotation of a GenBank genome assembly.